Messenger RNA from Thermothielavioides terrestris NRRL 8126, 2579 nucleotides. RefSeq lists its product as uncharacterized. Bases 232 to 2277 code for a protein of 681 amino acids. Gene Ontology annotation, biological process: SRP-dependent cotranslational protein targeting to membrane. Gene Ontology annotation, molecular function: ribosome binding; 7S RNA binding; protein binding. The record is from RefSeq and is a predicted model, not a curated record. Gene Ontology annotation, cellular component: signal recognition particle, endoplasmic reticulum targeting. NCBI's taxonomy places the organism in Eukaryota, Fungi, Ascomycota, Sordariomycetes, Sordariales, Chaetomiaceae. The transcript has a single exon.
AGAAUUUCUCGAAAUGGCCCUGCAGCUGCCCCGCACACAACAUUCGUCCACCGCAACCUGAGCUCGACGCUCUGGAACAAGUCGAGUCGGCCAAAGCGAUUCCGCACACGGAUCGCCACAUCCCUCUCCAAGCACUCACAGACUUGGUUCUCCAGCGCGGAGGACCGCCGGCUGAAUGCGCGGGACAAGCACGAAAGGGGCCAAAAAUCCUGCUGCCUUCCCGCCGGCAUCAUGGGAGACGCGGCAGUCGCCGCGCUCAACUCCCUUCUCCGAGGCGCAUCCAUCGAGGACCAUGCCGAAGCACUCAGCCUCGCAAGUGCCGCCGUGCGCGCUGCAAAGGGCCGCGGUGCCGACCUGGCCACAGCCCAACACGCGCGCGUGGUCGCGCUCCUGAAGCUCGACCGCUUCGACGACGCCCUGCGCGCCAUUGCCGAGGGCGGGGAUGCGCUGGCCAACACGUGCGUGCUCGAGAAGGCUUAUGCGCUCUACAAGACGGGGGAUCUGGCGGGUGCCGAAGCCGUGCUGCGGCAUGCUGGCGCCGUCCCGGCAAGGUUGCAGAGGGGCCUGAAGCACCUCGGCGCACAGGUAGCAUAUCGCGCCGAGAAGUUUGAACAAAGCGCCGCCAUCUACCGCGAGCUCAGGGCGAACGACGGCGGUGCGAAGUACGGCGAAGAGAACGACCUGCGGAUCAACCUCUCGGCGACCAAUGCGCAGCUCGAGUGGCAGGGCAAGGGCUGGGCAGUGCCAGAGCACGAGAAGCAGCCCGCGAGGGAAGAUUCGGAGGCAUUCGAGACGUCGUACAACGCUGCCUGCGGCUGCAUUUCCCGCGGGGAUUUCGCGCAGGCGGCUGUCUUGCUCAAGCGCUCAAGAGACCUGUGCGAAGCGACGGAAGACCUGGAUGAGGAGGAGAAAAAGGCCGAGCUGGUGCCUAUCCUUGUGCAGCAAGCAUACGUCUACACGAAGCUUGGGAAACUGGACGAGGCUGCGAAUCUUGGGAAGUUGCUGAGCUUGGAUGACAUCUCGGACUCUUCGACCAAAGUCAUUGCCCGGGCCAACGCCCUUGUGCUCCAAGCCGAGAGCAACCCUUACAUGGCGCAGCGGCUGGCCGAGUCCCUCCCCGACGUCAAGGGAAACGACCGGCUGUUUGAGUACCAAGAUGCUAUCCGGCGAUGCAACAGAUACGUCCUUGAUCUCCAGGUGCAGAAGUUCUCCGGCGUCCAGAAGUCCACCUCCAGGAUACUGUCGGAGGACUCGCUUCCUGCUAUCUCCAGUGCCAAGUGCGACCUUGGCGUCCUCGGUGCCGCGGCUGCCAGCCAGCUACGGACUGGCCAGGACGCCCUGCGCCACGUUCUGCCACUACUCGAGACCCGGCCUAACGACUUGGGCCUCCUGCUCACCGUCAUUCAACUUUAUGUCCAACUCCAGAACCCCAACCCUGCCAUCAACCUCCUGGAAGCUUUCCUCAAGCGCCUGGAGACGGCCACGACACCCGACCACGCAGAUGUGCGCUUCGCACCGGGUCUGGUCGCCCUAGCCGUGUCUCUCUACCGUACUCAAGGCAGGUACUCAGCAAUCCGCAGCGAGCUCGCCAAGGCUGCGGCCCAUUGGCAGCGCAAAACGGGACCCACCUCUUCCGGACCUGGCAUCUCCCUUCUCCGUGAGGCAGGUAUCGAGCUCCUGCGCUCCUCCCAUCCCGCCGACCUUGCCGCCGCAGGCGAGGCCUUUUCACAUCUCGUUGCUGCGCAGCCAGACGACCGCGCCGCCAAGGCCGGGCUCGUGGCCAGCUUCGCAACGAGUGACUUCUCCAAAGUCCAACCCUACCUCGACACCCUGCCGUCCGUUGAAGAGCUUACCCGCGGCGUGGACGUCGACGCCCUUCUCGAAGCAGGCGUUGCGGUAGCUCCCGUCCCCGCCCAUGCCCAGCCGACCCGUGGCAAGAAACGGGCGCUGGAGGAGGACCAAGGAGUCAAAGAGAAGCAGCACCAGCACCAGCAGCUGGCGGCGAAGAAGCGCCGGAAGAGAAAGCUGCCCAAGUCGUACGACCCCAACAAGCAGCCGGACCCAGAGCGAUGGCUGCCGCUGCGCGACCGCAGCAGCUACCGUCCCAAGGGCAAGAAGGGCAAGAAGCGGGCCGCCGAGGCGACGCAGGGCGGUGUGGUGCGGGAGGAGGAGACGCUCGAGCUUGCCGGCGGCGCAGGGUCCGUCAAGGUGGAAAAGGCGCCCGCGGGCGGCGCUGGCGGAGGGGCCGGGAAGAAGAAGAAGAAGGGCAAGAAAUGAACUUAUUUUCAUCUCGCUGCCCGUUUUGCGUGUCUUGCUCGGUCCUAGAUUAGCAUAGCAUCUCCAUCGAAAGAGCCGAAGAGAGGCAGGUGCAUCAUCUUGGGUUGCAUACUGAGAUAGACAAAACUUCAACAAGCGGUCCUGGAGAAACCGCGUCGCACAUCUUCGAGGUCACACGCAAGAAAGACUGCUCUGUAAUACUCUCUACCUUGAGGUAAUACUUGAUCUACCUAUGUAUGCUGCCAAAAACCAAUACCAUUUACUGACCCGCCUUGCUUGCGCCACCGCCCCCGUCUCCCAUC